UGGAUCUCCCCAUCAACCAUUCUCCCCGGCCGUUACAGUUCGGUAUACUUCUAAAGGAUUGUUUACCAGUUCGAAUCAAGUUAGUAUGGGAUUCGAAAUCCAAUACAAGUUUACCGAAUGUAUUGAAGCAACGACACUUCACCCGACAACUGUUGUACCCAAAACUACUUUUAUUGAAACAACCACCAUGGAAGAAACUACGACUUACAUGUUGGAAACCACUGCGACAGGAACGACAAAACCUGAGACACAAUCGACAAUAAAAGUGACAGAGAAGCCUACUAUAUCUCAAGGGACGACAACUAAGGCUGGUACAGGCGAUACUAGGUCAACUAAAGGUCUGAGCACGACAACGGUCCUGUUCCUCGUCUCUAUUCCAGGGUUUAUUGGAAUCAUCAUACUGAUUGCGUCUGCGAUUAUUUAUUACCAAGGGAGAAGAAGAUCUGCUGCGCAACGUUUAUACAACAACGAUGGGGUGGGCAUGGAAGAAAUCAGACAAGAGCAAAGUCAAGAACAAGGAACCGAUGAUGGCAAGGAACUGCAGCCAGAACCAACUGAGCCAUCUGCGCUUUAUUCCACGAUUGAAAAACAAACGUAAGAUGACGCUAAUAGGUCGGUACACAUUCGAAUGCGAAGAGCAACCGACUAAAAAGUCAUUAUGAAAGAUAUUAACGACUAGCGUAUUUAGCUAGUUCAACAGACUAUGUAGUCGUUUUCACGUAUUGAAUUUAAUGAAUGUCAUGGCGUCACAUUUUGUCACGGCGUCAUUUUCCAAUUUAUUUACUUUAA
Molecule: messenger RNA, 789 nt
Organism: Styela clava
Lineage: Eukaryota; Metazoa; Chordata; Ascidiacea; Stolidobranchia; Styelidae
Source: RefSeq, a predicted model, not a curated record